AUGGCACCUGUGAUACACCAGCUCUCCCAGACCAUCCCGCCAGAUUCAACAUCUUCAGCCUUAACACCGGGAUCGUCUGGUCCCCGCGCGACGAAAGUCCUGAUCCGCGAACCCUCUGUUAGCAAAACCGGUAGAUCAUUUACCUUCACGCCACCUUCAAGCUAUGCGUUCACCGACGACCCGGAAAGCAAUUCAAGCAACACAAUCACCGUUAGCGGCGACGAUAGCAGUAGCAGCAGAAGCAACGACAACAGCGGCGGCGGCCUGUCGGGCCCUAUCAAAGGCGCAAUAAUAGGCUCAAUACUCGGCACUGUAUUCCUCUUACUACUGCUAUACUGCUGCUACCGACGCUCCCCAAGAGCAAUAGUAGAACACCGCCGGAAACAUCGAAGGAAUUCCAAGACCUUGAGAGACUCACCAGAACCAGCACCACCUGAACCAGCGCCUGCGGAGCCCAAACCAGAAGAGCCGGCAGAGCCAGCUCCAACACUGAAGAAAAAGAAAACUGUUCGAAUCGCGCCAGGCUCGACCCCUCCUCCGCAUUUCGUUCUUUAUCCGCAAGUGCGAACUCCUGCUAAGGUGAAGGUGAAGCUUUACCCUAAUUCGGAGGAGGCGAAGGGGGCGUUUUCUCCGAUUGAGCGGUAUACAAUGGAUGUCGGGGCUGGGGCUCAUGUUAGGAUUAAGAAGGGUAGGAGUGGGCCAACUGCGUUUGUUAGCCGGCCUCGGGAUGGCACCGAGGGUGCUGGGUAA
Molecule: messenger RNA, 750 nt
Organism: Penicillium nucicola
Lineage: Eukaryota; Fungi; Ascomycota; Eurotiomycetes; Eurotiales; Aspergillaceae
Exons: 1
Coding region: 1-750 (249 amino acids)
Source: RefSeq, a predicted model, not a curated record